Messenger RNA from Guyanagaster necrorhizus, 2346 nucleotides. RefSeq names its product DNA replication licensing factor MCM7. Gene Ontology annotation, biological process: DNA replication initiation; double-strand break repair via break-induced replication; DNA replication. The record is from RefSeq and is a predicted model, not a curated record. Bases 1 to 2346 code for a protein of 781 amino acids. Gene Ontology annotation, cellular component: MCM complex; nucleus. NCBI's taxonomy places the organism in Eukaryota, Fungi, Basidiomycota, Agaricomycetes, Agaricales, Physalacriaceae. Gene Ontology annotation, molecular function: ATP binding; single-stranded DNA helicase activity; ATP hydrolysis activity. The transcript has 8 exons.
AUGUCGCUACCCGUGCACACCGUGGCAAUCGACUACGCUGAAGAGAAAACACUGAUCAAAACCUUUCUGACCACCUUCAAAUGUCAGGACAAAGACAUAACGAGCGGAUUUGCCGACAUCGACAUUGACGACGAACUGGAUGCUUCGACGUCAGAGACAAGGGAUAUCAAGUACAUUAAUCAAAUGCAACGGAUUGCGAACCGUGACCAACAAAAGCUAGUCAUUGACCUGGAAGAUCUUCAUACACAUGAUCCAGAACUGGUUCAGCGCAUCCAGGGCAACACGCGGCGAUACGUCAGCCUGUUCAGCGAGGUUGUCGACCAAAUCAUGCCUCUCCCUACAAAAGAUAUCAGCGACUAUGAUGAAGUUAUUGAUGUCAUUCUACACCAAAGAAGAGAGCGAAAUGCCCAGAUGGAAGGAGGACAGGACGGUUUCCCAGAGCACUUGUUGCGACGAUAUAAUCUUUACUUACAACCUCUUCGGGGUGACGUUGCUAUCGCUGUUCGUGAAGUCCGAGGCUCCCAGCUGGGUCGGCUCAUCACCGUUCGUGGAAUAGUCACCCGCGUGUCCGAAGUCAAGCCCCUCCUUCAAGUGAACGCGUAUACCUGCGAUGUCUGUGGGUCAGAAACAUUCCAGGACAUCUCCAAUAAGACAUUUCAGCCUAUCGCAGACUGUGAAAACGUCAACGAGUGCAAGAAAAACGGCAUCAAAGGCUCGCUUCAUAUGCAGACGCGUGCAUGUCGCUUCAGCCCCUUCCAAGAAGUCAAAAUACAAGAAAUGGCUGAUCAAGUUCCCGUCGGACAUAUCCCUAGGUCUAUGACCGUCCAUGUUCAUGGCGAUUUGACGCGGAUGAUGAACCCUGGCGACGUUGUCCACCUUGGUGGAAUUUUCCUCCCUAUUCCAUACACUGGCUUUCAGGCCAUACGUGCAGGUCUCCUUACUGACACUUACCUCGAGGUGCACCAUAUUCACCAACUCAAGAAACAGUAUCACGAUAUGGAGACGACGCCUGAAAUCCAGGCCGAAAUCCACGAGUUGACCAGGGAUCCAGCACUGUAUAGUCGGCUAGCGACGAGUAUCGCACCAGAAAUCUACGGUCAUGAAGAUGUGAAGAAGGCACUUUUACUUCUCCUGGUGGGAGGCAGUACGAAAGAGACCCAGGAUGGCCUGAAGAUCAGAGGAGAUCUCAACAUCUGUUUGAUGGGAGAUCCUGGUGUUGCCAAAUCGCAGCUGCUGAAGUUCAUUUCCAAGAUUGCUCCUAGAGGUGUAUAUACCACUGGUAAAGGUUCUUCAGGUGUGGGUUUGACCGCAGCCGUUAUGCGAGAUCCCGUCACGGAUGAGAUGGUUUUGGAGGGCGGUGCACUGGUCCUUGCUGAUAAUGGCAUAUGCUGUAUCGAUGAAUUCGAUAAGAUGGAGGAAGCGGACCGGACGGCCAUCCACGAAGUCAUGGAACAACAAACGAUUUCGAUCUCAAAAGCUGGAAUAUCGACGACCCUAAACGCACGGACAUCAAUCCUGGCUGCUGCCAAUCCUCUAUAUGGGCGGUACAAUCCUAAAGUAUCCCCAGUCGAAAACAUCAAUCUUCCUGCGGCGCUGCUAUCUCGUUUCGACCUUCUCUUCCUCAUCCUUGACAAGCCGUCUCGAGAUGAAGAUGAACGACUAGCUCAGCACGUAACCUAUGUGCAUAUGUAUAACAAACAUCCCGAACUAGACCAUGAACCAGUGGAUCCUAAUAUUAUGAGACAUUAUAUUGCCCAAGCCCGGACAAUCCGACCCACUGUAUCAGCCCAGGUGUCCAAACAUGUCGUGGAUUCAUACGUCCGUCUGCGAAAAAUGACCAAAGACGACGAAGCACAAAACAAGUCGCAUACUUACACGUCCGCCCGCACUCUCCUCGGUAUCCUGCGUCUCUCACAAGCUCUUGCCCGUCUGAGGACAUCACCCAUCGUUGACUACUCUGACGUCGACGAAGCGCUGCGGUUGAUGGAAUGCAGCAAGGAGAGUCUCUAUGAAGAUGAUGACCAGGAGCGGGAACCAGACAAGUCGGCUGUCAGUCAGAUAUACCGACUCAUCAAGAAUAUGAAGGACAACAUAGAUGACGAUGAGCACACACCGGCUAAGAAGCGGAGGUCAACGAAGAGGAUAGGGAGAGGCCCUGAUGGUGAGCGGGAUAUGGAUGUCGAUGAAUCCGAGUCCGGUCCGGUAUUGUCAAUGGUAGAUGUGCGUGCCCGUGUGACGACUGCUGGAUAUACGGAAGCGCAGCUAGUGGAAACGAUAGAUAAGUACGAGGAGCUUGGUGUCUUGGUGAGGGUAUCGAACGGUACAAAACUCAUGAUCAUGGCAUGA